AUGGUCGCGCUCACAAUCUCCCUACCACCGGUACAUCUGGAACAGAUGCACGCUCUCGAACCCCCGUCGCCCAACCACCUCACGCCCGCCUCGAUUGAUGAACCAUUCCAUCUCUACCUGGCGCCGAGUGGUGACUCGGCAACGACCCUCGUCGGACCUCUCAAGAUUAUCAAGAUUAUCGAUUGCAAUCCGCUAGAGAAGGUCCCUUCCAAGGUCCCCAGCCUCGACACCAGCACCUCGGGCUCGGUCACGCUGGACGGCGACGCCCCCACAAAGGUAGCCAAGGCCGACAAAGCGAGUGCCAAAGCAGCAAAGCGCCAGGCUCGCCGUGACCUCAACAGGGCCAAGCGCAAGGCCGAGGCUGCUGCCGUCGAGCGAAAACAGCAACCGUGGGAAGUGACGCUUGGGGACAUCGGCACUUCCGCACAGGGACCGUCACAAUCUGCAACGACCCAAAUAGACUCGUCCCGUUUCACAGUCCCAUCCGAAUGCCGCUACGGCCGUACACUCCCCAUCUUCACGUACGAUCUGUCACACGCACCAGCUGUGGCUGUAGUUGAGACCCUCGUCGCCGACUACGGCGCAUGGAGUAUCACCUUGACCGACCCCUCGUACCGGAUAUUCCUCUCUCCCGCACUCGAUGUCGCAAUCAGCUUCAAGGUCGUGCGCAGCUUGCGCGUAGCUGUCGCCUUUGGUGACCCCGUCUGUCAUCCUGCUCGCCUUCCCAGCGCGGUAGCCGACUUCCACGCGUUUUGCAGAGCGCGGGGUUGGGGGGUCGCGUUCGUCGCGGCGCGCUCUGCCACGGCCAAGGUUGCCCAAGUCACAGGCUGGGCGACUGUACAAUUUGCGGUCGAGCAGAUCGUCGAGCCAGCCAGCAACCCCGUCCUUGACGGCACACGUGGUCGCAGGCAGGCCCUUGUUGUGAAGAAGCUCGCGCGCGAGGCACCUGUGCAGAUCUACCGACCAGUUGAAGGACGGAACGCCGAGCUCGAGUCGCAGCUCCAGGAGGCAUACGAAACUGUGUAUGCUGUCAAGGAAGAACGUGAUGGCGCACCGUACAGCACCAAGCUACGCCUCUUCGCCCUUCCUAACCUCUCAACUGUCUUGUACACCACCGACUCAACCGGCCUUCCCAACGGCAUUGUCGGCCUCCUCCGCGUCGGCGAAGGGAGGUACCUCCUCGACCCGCUCGUGGCGACCCCGUCAGCACCUACCGGCACGACAGACUACCUUACCGUCUUGGCCAUGGGGUACGCGCGCCGUCUCGGUGCCUCCCUCUCCUUCGGCACCGAGCCGACGCCCAACGUUGGUGAGGUGUACGGUAUGAGGCGGUUCAUGGAGGCCGAGACGCGCCUGGUGCACGCCGCGACAUACACAGCAUUCGGGAUGGACGGCAAGAAGACGCUGCACAAGUUCCAUCCAUCUCGAAGCGAGGCACUGCACUUGGUCCUCGGGAGCAGCGGCGUGCUCGGACAGAGCGCGGCAGCAGCUGCGAUCUGGAAGGCAACACAUCUCCAUUACCGCCCAGUUAUUGCGCCAUUGGUAGGCCUCGUUGAGCAGCGUCAGGCGGGAGAGACGCUUGAGGCCAUGCUCUCCCUUCUGGUGGAGCGGGGCCAGCUCAGGCCCUAUUUGGAACAGUGCAUUUCUUCCGGAAGCGACACGGCAUGCGAAGGGCCAGCCGAGGAUUAG
Cutaneotrichosporon cavernicola is the source of this 1689-nucleotide messenger RNA. RefSeq lists its product as uncharacterized. Lineage: Eukaryota; Fungi; Basidiomycota; Tremellomycetes; Trichosporonales; Trichosporonaceae. Gene Ontology annotation, molecular function: aminoacyltransferase activity. The record is from RefSeq and is a predicted model, not a curated record. Gene Ontology annotation, biological process: phospholipid homeostasis. The transcript has a single exon. Bases 1 to 1689 code for a protein of 562 amino acids.